AUGGUGCUAUCGCACACCCGGCGGACGCAUCCCGCCACCGCAAUGGCGCUCCCUUUCAUGACACCUUCCCCUGGGAUCAACUACAACUUUGUGGCUGGCUCUUACCUUGUGUGUUCGUUGAUACUGGUCGUCCUCUUGGCAUUGGAUAAGUUCUUGCACGUGGAAGCGGUGGAGGGAUCCUGGGUAGUCUUCGCGCCGUUCCUCCCAUGCCUGGCGUGGGCGUUGGUGAUACGGUCCAAGUGGCUUGCAACAGGCGGUGGUAGUAGUAGUAGCAGCACCAGCACCAGCACCAGCAAUCACGUCAAAGACGACUGAUCCAGGACCAGACGUACGUUGGUAGCUUUUUGACGACGAGCCGGGGUUGCACGUGUUAUACUACUGCCGUAGGCGGGAGAGGACACGUAUUUGUGUACAAUGGCGUGUUUUUAUGUUCCCUGCCUGCUGGGAGCUUCGGAAGUUGUUGUUGUAGAUGUUGUGGAGGAAGGGGCAUGGUACUUUGUUCCCACGCGUCGCAGCUAUUGCGUGAGACGAAAAUCACGAAAAUGGUGGAGAUGUAUCUCCAGAUUUCUCCUGACGCAGUACACCACCCGCCUGUCCCCUUCCGGCGCAACUAACGGAGGGAUCUGUCCUUGGACUCGUGCUGCGGAGGAACACGCGGUGUGUUGGUGUUUUGGACAUGCACGCAGAAACGAUUCUGGUCAUACUCGCGUCGUUCGGGUACUGCUGUGAACAAGUGCGAACGGUAUUAGACGAAGCGUUCUAUUGCGAAGCGGCAGUAAAUAGUAUUUCCUACAGUAGUAGGUGGGAUCGGUGUUGACUUGUUUGUCGAUUCAACCUUUGUCCCACAAGAUCUGUCUGUCCGAGUGGCUUGCGGAAUGUAUGUUUGGGUCGUUGUCCAAGCUUCCCACCGCUCGUGUGAUCGGUGGAAAGUUGUUUGUUUCUAGUGCUAUCUCGACUGCUGUCCCGUGUAAUUUUUUGCGGCGGAAUAAUCUCCUACGGGAUAUUGUACCGUGUGGGUGCAAAUCGUCUUGGCUCCG
This is a messenger RNA of Ectocarpus siliculosus, 1037 nucleotides long. Lineage: Eukaryota; Phaeophyceae; Ectocarpales; Ectocarpaceae. The record is from the annotation of a GenBank genome assembly.